Asterias rubens (European starfish) is the source of this 1791-nucleotide messenger RNA. Its product is annotated as transmembrane protease serine 7-like. Gene Ontology annotation, biological process: proteolysis. Lineage: Eukaryota; Metazoa; Echinodermata; Asteroidea; Forcipulatida; Asteriidae. The record is from RefSeq and is a predicted model, not a curated record. The transcript has 5 exons. Bases 206 to 1072 code for a protein of 288 amino acids. Gene Ontology annotation, molecular function: serine-type endopeptidase activity.
CCUCUUUGCCUUUUGUUAUUCUGUUUACUGGACAGAUCAAAUCACGUAAACACCUUCAAUGAAAUUUUGAAGUUCCCGUCUAUGUAAAACGGCUCAAGCGACAUGAGCCACUGGAACUCUGGUGAAAAAGUGAGCCACAAACGCACAAAACUCACCACCGAAACCUAGCUCUUUACAAACUCAUCUGAUAAAGUCUCCGAUCAAGAUGUUCAACCUUUUCGCUGCCGGGAUGCUCUUCGUCUGUCUCGCAGGGAUCUGUCCCCAAAUUUCCCUUUGUUACGGCGGUUGCGGAACACGUCAACCAGAGGGCACCUCCCAGCGUAUCGUGGGUGGUGAAGACGCUGCACGCGGUGCCUGGCCGUGGUACGCCCAGCUUUAUUUACUUGGUUCUUUCGGCUGUGGCGGUACCUUGGUGGAGAACAGGUACAUUGUUACCGCGGCCCACUGCGUCGAUGUUUUAAUAACUCAAGGCGCUAACGUUGCAGCCAACUGGAGGGUAAUUUUGGGCAAGAACAGAGAAAAUGACAGCGAGGGCAACAACGAGCAUGUCAGUGACGUGACACAGAUCAUCAUUCACGAAUGUUACAACCCCAACAACUUCGACAACGACAUCGCCGUCAUGGUGCUUGCAAGUCCACUACCAGAGGAAGGUCAGUUCAUCAACUCAGUGUGUUGGGACGCGGGUGGCAGUAAGGGCUUCGACAGCACCGCUGUGUGUUACCUCGCUGGGUUUGGCACAGUAAAGGAGGAUGGUAACGCUGCUCACGUUCUUCAAGAAGCGAUAAUUCCCCUUGUUGAACCCAGAGAUUGCGUUGAUGCUUACCCCGGAAUUAUUUCGAACAACAUGAUCUGUGCAGGAUCUGUACACCAGGACGCAUGCCAGGGUGACUCCGGCGGUCCAUUGGUGUGCAGUAGACGGGAUGAGUCAGGGAACGUUGAGCGGUGGUAUCUGGCGGGGAUCACGAGCUGGGGCCGCGGGUGUACCAAACAAAACUCCCCCAGUGUUUACACGGAUGUGACUCGAUACGGAUUCUGGUUCGAAGACGUCUUCGCAUCACUCAGUGGGAAAUAAACAAAUCCAUAAACGUGACAAAUGCCAUAAGCUAUCGUUAAUGUCUUAUUUCUAGUUAAAGAUUUUGAUAGUUUCUUGGUUUUUAGAUAGAGUAUAAUAACUUAGAGUUUUAAUCUAUCGAGUAAUGCCCGCAUGCUUCUCGUCUAUUCAUUCAAUACUCUUGCCCUUCUCCUGAUCAUGUUCUGGUGUUCUCAAGCUAUUCUGUGGUUUUGCUUGAAGACCUAUUGUGUUCAUUUUUUUUUUUUUUUUUUUCGUUAUUCUGGAGAAAGUUGCAUUCAGACUCUCAUGUUAUAUAAAAUAGGGCCCCAGAUGGUGGUCUUAUAGAUAUAAGGCAAAGAAGAUGUGUCAGACUCACUGACAUAGCUGUGCCGGGAGAUAUAAGUGUAGCUUAGAAGGAGAUUGACAACAUCAUAUUGUAUACCAAGACCUGGCCAGGGAACGUUUCGUGCUGGAAUUGUCCCCAAGAGUGGGUUGUGGACGGAUUCUGAACAUUGUAACAUAGUUUUUUUUAACGUUUUUUUUUUUACAUAAACAUUACCUUUUCACUAAGUGACAUAUAAAAUAACUCUAACAAAACUCGAAAAAAUUAACAUAGAAUAUAAAUAAUAGUUUAUUUCACCGAUUAAAAAACCUCAGUUGACUUCUUAUUAAAUACCUAUAUACCAUCACGAAGGGUAGCAACGGCUGAAACGACAUAAACAUAAUUGGUCGAAUCAUUA